Miniopterus natalensis is the source of this 804-nucleotide messenger RNA. Lineage: Eukaryota; Metazoa; Chordata; Mammalia; Chiroptera; Miniopteridae. The record is from RefSeq and is a predicted model, not a curated record.
GGCUCAACCACUGGGCCACACUGGCCGGGCUCACCAUUUCUGAUUAAGUUCCACUUGCCAGAACUUAGUUGUAGGGCCACAUCCAACUCCAAGGGAAGCUGGGAAAUGUCGUCUCAUUUGGGGUUGGGUGAUGUCUAUUACCGAGCAGAAGCAGGGAGUGCCUAUUGGGGAACAAGUUGUAGGUUCCAAAUUGUGGAUAAUUGGUUAGUCCGGCUAAUGAUUUUUUGUGCCACUCAGCGGCCAUCUCCCAAGCCUGGCGAGGCCGACAGGGCCAGCGAGGAUUCUCUGCACCUUGACAUGCAGAAGCUGAAGGAGAAGAGGGACCUGCUGGACAAGGAGAUCUCCCAGUUAAUAUCAGAAGGCUACAGUGUGGCUGAACUGGAGGACCAUAUCUCCCAGCUCCAUGAGUACAACGACAUAAAGGAUGUAGGCCAGAUGCUGCUGGGCAAACUGGCCGUGGUCCGAUGUGUCACCACCAGAGACUUGUAUCCUGAGUUUGGCCUGGACAUGAGUGACUGAGCAGAGGCUCACAGUGCCUGGUCCAUGGCCCCUGGUCCACGGCCCCCUGGGGCAGGCUGUGCAGCUGUGAGAAGCUGUGUGAGCCCAGGUGGCACACCCACACUUACCAGCGAGAAGGUGUUGGCAGCCUUUUCCGGAGAGCCCACGCCAAGUCAGGAGGGAGUCCGGGGAAGGGGAAGGUGUGUCCCCAGCUCCAGGACUCCUGAGACGCCCCAGUGAUGCCUGUGUCUAUAUCUGUCUCCUGUUUGUGAAUAAACACAUGGAUGGUCUUGGUGUGAAUCUGAA